AUGACUCUCCACGCCACUAUAAACCAAUUGAAUUUGGGAGAGUCCAGCUGUGAUUGUAGAAGGGAAUUGGCGUACAAGCUGUUUAUCGAAAUACUGGCAUAUCAAUUGGCCUCUCCAGUGCGAUGGAUCGAAACUCAGAAUGAACUUUUUCACAGGGAGCCGGCUAUUCGGCGCUUCAUCGAGAUUGGUCCUCGCAACACCCUGGCUACCAUGGCUAAAAAGUCGGCUUCCAAACAACAUGCGUUAACAGAAUGGCCCCGCCUAAAGUUUCUGUCAUAUCAAGAUCACCAAGACGAGAUUCUGUUUCGCUAUCUUGAGUCGGAUAUGCCUAAAUCCUCAAGGGAGGAAAUACUACCAACAACUGCAAAUUCCUCGCCAGCUCCAGUAUCGACCUCGUCUGCUAAACUUAGUUCCAAACAGGUAGCAGUGGACGAUACGCCACAAGAUAGGCAUGCUCCUAGUGCAGACAUUUUGCUUUCAGCUAGUCACAUUAUUCUUGCGCUCACAGCACAGAAGCUCCGGCGUCCUUUCGACCAGGUGUCUAUGGGAAAGACGAUUCGCGAUCUUUCCGGGGGUAAAUCGACUCUUCAGAAUGAGUUAACCGGAGACCUAGUGGCUGAGUUUGGAAGGAUUCCAGAAGGUGCCGAGGACAUGUCCCUGACAGCACUCGCAGACGCUCUGCAAGGUAGUUUUGCCGGGAAGCCAGGCAAACAUAUGAGGGCCUUAGUAUCUAGGCUAGUAUCAAGCAAAAUGCCCGCUGGGUUCAAUAGAGGCGCUAUGCAGGAUUAUCUGCAGUCACGUUGGGGUCUCAGCCAGACACACUCGAUCGUCCCGAUAUGCUUUGCGACCACUAUUGAGCCGCCUACCCGCUUGCCGAAUUCAGAUGCGGCACGAGUGUAUAUGGACGAGCUGGUCAACAGAUAUGCUGCAUACCAAGGUAUAGGUUUUGUGAUCGCUAGUCAACGGACAAAUAUAGGCCCUGGGUCUUUGUCUGUAGUGGACUCUACCAGUCUUGAGUCUUUCAAAAAAGAACAGCUCGACUUCCAGCGCAAACAGCUGGACCUAUUGACAAACUACCUUCAUCAUACAGGUACGAUAGCCCGAACUGGCGAGGUUGAACUAGAAUCGCGAGAGCCAGUGGAGAAACUGGCCACCUUGUAUGCAGAAUUCGAAGACCACUUCUUGCAAGGCAUACAGCCACUUUUCGAUUUGAAUCGGGCUCGGCACUAUGAUUCAUGGUGGAAUUGGGCUCGAGAAGAGCUUAUUAGGUGGAUGAACGAUGUCUUCCACGGACAUGUCGAUAUCAGCGUUUCAAAUAUAGACGAUCGCCUGCGUAGGAUGCUGAACAGAUGGGAGCCAAGUUGCACCGAUAUCAUCACGUCCAUAUUAGCUACAUCAUACUCAAACAACUCCACAAGCCACCUGCUUUCGAGUGCCUCCAACACUGGCGCCAUGUUGAAUGAGGUCCUCCGACUAGCAUCUCAAGCCCAGGUCAAUGAUCCAGUUUUUAUAUAUACUGAGCCGCCGGUAGGUCCCAAAACCAUAGUCUCCAGCACUGGUCGAAUGGAAUAUUUGGAGGUAGAGCGAGCAAUACGAAGAUACCCGGACGUUGCGCGCCAGGGUCGCUUAUCGCGCAAUGACAUGAAAAUGAUUGUCCCGUUUCUACACCUCAAAACCAGGGAAGAUGAAGGAGACUGGAAAUAUGACGCAAAAGUAACUCAGAUGUUACAUGCCACUCUAGAUGCUGGAGCUACCACUGGAUUUACCUACAGUGGAAAGACCGCCCUCGUGACAGGCGCUGGGCCGUGCUCAAUAGGUGCAAAAGUGGUGCAGGGACUCUUGGCUGGUGGUGCUCGAGUCAUCGUCACUACCAGCCGCACAGUGUCAAGUAGUGCUCCAUUCUAUCAAGAAAUAUACCGUCAAUAUGGAGCCAAAGGAUCAUCACUCACCCUUCUGCCUAUGAACCAAGCUAGCAAGCAAGAUUGUGAGGCACUGGUUGAGCAUAUCUACAGCGAGAAAUCCCCUGUAGGGGGUGACCUGGACUAUAUCAUUCCAUUCGCUGCUCUUCCACAAUCAGGGGAGCUGGACACAUUAAGCGGUCAACAGGAGGUAGCUUUCAGGGCGAUGCUAGUUAACGUCUUGCGAUUAAUGGGGCUGGUGCGACGAGAAAAGGAGAGGCGACGGAUUGAAAAUAGGCCCGCGAUGACUAUUAUACCCAUGUCUUGUAACGAAGGCACGUUUGGUGGAGACGGAUUGUAUGCUGAGUCUAAGCUUGGUCUGAAAACUCUUCUCAAUCGAUUCUAUUCUGAAACUUGGUCGACCUAUGUGACAGUAUGCGGAACAGUUAUGGGCUGGACCAGGGGCACAAGUUUGAUGCGUACGUCUAACAUGGUGGCGGCCGAGAUGGAAAAGAUAGGUGUCAUCACAUUUACCCAAGCCGAAAUGGCAUUUAAUAUACUUGCAUUGAUGACGCCUGCCAUUACCGGAUUUGCUGAGGAUGCACCAGUGUAUGCUGACUUCACGGGUGGCUUUGGAGGAAUGUGGAACGUCAAGAAACAAAUUGUCGCAGCUCGCCAGGAGCUAUCUGAUGAAAUUAACCUGCGUAAUGCCCUGGAAGAGGAAGAUGCACGCCACAGGGAGGUUGUCCUAGGGCAACAACCAGAAAGUGAUGAUAAGCCAAAGAUGAGACGCGCGAACCUAAGGCUUGGGUUUCCGCAUUUAGAUAGUCAUCACACGUUGGCGGUCAAACUCCCUUAUCUUCAAGGAAUGAUAGACUUGUCUCGAACUGUGGUGGUUGUGGGAUUCUCUGAGUUAGGACCAUGGGGAAAUGCUCGCACCCGGUGGGAAAUGGAACACCGAGGCGAAUUCACACUAGAAGGGUAUAUAGAAAUGGCUUGGAUAAUGGGACUAAUCAAGCACGUUGAUGGUGACCUGAAGGGGGGACCAUAUGUUGGUUGGGUGGACUCAGAGACCGAGGUUCCUAUCAGUGACAGUGAGAUCCCCCAGCGAUAUCAAGAGCAUAUCAGCACGCAUGCGGGAUUACGUCUGAUUUCUCCGGACAAACGAGACAAUUAUGACCCCAGCCGGAAGGAAUACUUACACGAGGUAGCGGUUGAAGAAGACCUUCCUCCGCUAGAGUGUUCCCAGUCAACAGCAGAGACAUUUAAAUUGCGCCAUGGCGAUGACGUGAUUAUACAGCCAACUGGGGAAGGAGACGCCUAUCGAGUACUUUUCAAGAAGGGUGCUAUUUUGAUGAUACCAAAAAUGGCACCCUUUAGCCAGACAGUAGCUGGAAGGAUCCCUGGAGGUUGGGACCCUCUGCGGUACGGGAUUCCUGAAGAAAUUGUGCAACAAGUCGACGAUACAACGCUGUAUGCACUGUGUUGCGUCUCAGAAGCCUUUCUAACAGCAGGAAUCAAAGACCCUUAUGAAAUUUACCAGCAUGUCCAUGUUUCAGAAGUAGCGAAUUGUAUAGGCACUGGAGGUGGCCCUAUGAAAGCUAUUCGAAAUAUGUACCGUGAUCGAUUCCUUGACCGAUCAUCAGUAAGGGGUGACAUCAUCCUGGAACACUUCCUCAACACGACAGGAGCGUGGAUCAACAUGCUUCUGCUUUCUGCCGCAGGGCCAAUUAAGACACCAGUUGGCGCAUGUGCCACAGCACUUGAAUCUUUGGAUAUCGGCUGCGAAGCUAUCCAAUCAGGAAGGUGUAAGGUGGCUAUAGCCGGGGGGUGUGAUGACUAUUCAGAAGAGCUCGCGUAUGAGUUUUCUAAUAUCAAGGCAACAGCCGACGGCACAGAAGAGCUAGCGAAGGGGCGUUUACCAGGUGAAAUCUCGCGUCCCACAACAAGCUCGCGCAGUGGUUUUGCCGAGUCUGCUGGUAGCGGCUCGCAGAUUCUCAUGAGCGCCGAACUGGCCUUGAAAAUGGGUCUUCCCAUCUACGGCAUUAUCGCCUAUACCCAGAUGGCAGGAGACCAAAUAGGGCGCUCCAUUCCAGCGCCAGGCAAAGGAGUGCUGACGGCGGCACGCGAAACCGACGAUAGCAAAAGGUCGCCAUUUCUGGACUUCAGCUUCCGGCGUGCACAUUUCGAUGAAGAACUAGUUGAGCUCCAGCAGCAGUGGGCAAGUGGAAAACUGGCUAGGUUGCAGAAAUCAGUCGACAUUUUAUCUGAACAGGCUGGACAAGAGAUGGAGCAGGCAAAGUUGGUCAGGUUGAGGGAAAUUCAGCACCGAUGGGCGAAUCAAAUCCGCCUGCAGGAUCCCUCUAUUUCUCCAAUAAGAGCAUCGCUGGCUUCUUGGGGGCUGACCAUCGACGAUAUCGGGGUCGUUUCGAUGCACGGGACGUCCACUAAAGCCAACGAGAUCAAUGAAGGUGAAGUUAUCAAUACCCAGAUGGCGCAUCUAGGCCGUCGAAAGGGCAACCCGCUCCUUUCCAUUUGUCAGAAAUCGCUCACUGGCCAUCCAAAGGCCGCUGCGGGUGCUUGGCAGUUGAAUGGCUGCAUGCAGAUGAUGCGGGAUGGGAUUGUCCCCGGCAACCGUAACGCAGACAAUGUCGACGAACAUUUACGCUCGUACGAGCAUCUAGUGUAUCCGAUGGAGUCAAUCCGUACGUCGAACAUCAAGGCGGCCAUGCUAACCUCCUUUGGAUUCGGCCAGAAAGGCGCAGUCAGUAUCGUUGUAGCACCCAAGUAUCUUUUCGCGUGCCUGUCCGCGGUUGAGUAUGACGAGUAUCGUGCCCGGGUGACACAGCGGCAGCGUUAUGCCAAUCCGGAGUUUGUGAGACGUAUGCUCAAGCAGGCACUUGUCCAGGUGAAGGACCAGCCGCCUUGGAAUGACCCGGAAACCAUGCGAAACGUCUAUCUCGAUCCGACCAGCCGCCUUGCAGAGGAUCAGUCGACAUUCAGCAGCAAAUCGCCAGCCAGCUCUUCUACUACGACACCCACCAUCAGUGACAAUAGUUCAGAGGUCACUGGCAGCGAAGACAGGUCUACUGCCGCGUCUAGCCUCGUCCAAUCGAUGAUCGAAGAAGUAAGCGAGCGGUCUAACGCAUCUCCUAUUUCAGGCGUGGGCGUGGAUGUGGAAAGUAUUGCAUGCAUCAAUACAGAAAACGAAACAUUCCUCGAGCGUAACUUCACAUCUGCCGAACAGGAAUAUUGUUCGAAUGCUGCCGACCCUCGGGCCUCUUUCGCCGGUCGAUGGAGUGCCAAAGAGGCGGUAUUCAAGAGUCUUCGGACACCAUCCAGAGGAGGGGGAGCAGCGAUGCAUGAGAUCGAGAUCGUCAACGACCGGGGAAUUCCCACAGUGACACUCCAUGGACACGCAAAAGACAUUGCUUCCGCUCGACGUAUCCACAACAUUGAGGUGACCAUCAGUCAUUCCGCAGAGACAGUCAUUGCUGUUGCACUCGCAACUGGAAGUCUCCAAAAGGCUGAACUCUACAAUGCUGGCAUUGAGCAUUUAGACUGCUCGCCAAACAUGCUAUGGAACAAGGAAAUGCAGAGAGUUAUGAUCACCGACUUUGGCCAAGCAAGGGAUUUCUCGAAAGCGGAAGGCCUCGAUAGAAGUGCAUGA
Molecule: messenger RNA, 5568 nt
Organism: Aspergillus tanneri
Lineage: Eukaryota; Fungi; Ascomycota; Eurotiomycetes; Eurotiales; Aspergillaceae
Exons: 6
Coding region: 1-5568 (1855 amino acids)
Biological process (GO): long-chain fatty acid biosynthetic process
Cellular component (GO): fatty acid synthase complex
Molecular function (GO): magnesium ion binding; fatty acid synthase activity; 3-oxoacyl-[acyl-carrier-protein] reductase (NADPH) activity
Source: RefSeq, a predicted model, not a curated record